Messenger RNA from Chelonus insularis, 576 nucleotides. RefSeq lists its product as uncharacterized. The record is from RefSeq and is a predicted model, not a curated record. Bases 89 to 487 code for a protein of 132 amino acids. NCBI's taxonomy places the organism in Eukaryota, Metazoa, Arthropoda, Insecta, Hymenoptera, Braconidae. The transcript has 4 exons.
UAUACUUUCAUUGCUUCUUUAUUAAAUCCUUCGAAAGCUUUCAUUCGAUUUCUCUCUUUCGAAUCAGAAGUGAAUAUCAAAAAUAAAAAUGAAACAUCAAAUAAAUUAUAGCAUAGUGAUGAUCCUUUUUUUUAUAACUUCAACGAUAUCCGGUCGUGCAUUAGAACUCGAAGGUAGUUGCAGUUGUGCGGCUAUUCAAGAUGAUGGUCUUGAACCCAUUCUGCAGCAAACACUUCAAUUCAACAUCUCAUGUAAUGAAGAAGGUGCUGAUGAAUGUGAACGCCUUUGUACUGCUUUAGCAAUAGCUGCUAAAGAUAAAGGUCCCGAAGCUAUUUGUGGAAAAUUAAAAGGACAUGUUGAAAAUCUUCAAAUCAACCUGUAUACAAAAAUUUGUAACGGAAAUUCCUGGAAAUUUUCUGGAAUUAGACUUCCUAAUCCCAUUUGUUGUCAUGAGGGUAGAGCAACCCUUUGCCCAUCUUCUGAAUAAUUCAGUUGCUGAUUGGAUGAUCGUAAAUAUUAAAAGGAAAGAUCUUGUAUAUUACGACAAAAAAAUAAAACCCCAUAACGAAUAACUUA